AUUAUCAAAGGAAAAAGAAGAAGAUAUAAACAAUCCGAAAUUUUAGAAAAAUGACGCAAAAUUAUAAAAUUCGCAAAUUGGACAAGAAACAAAAACGUUGUGAAGCCAUUAUACAAAAAGAUUGUGACAUUGUUGCUUCCAAAGAAGAGCCUACGAAGUACGUAGCACUAUUGAAUGCAGGUUUAUCAACAGGUCUCACCGAAGAACUUGUAUUGGAAACAGCGGAAAAAUAUGGCCAUAUCAAAAGGCUGCUUAUGCUGCCAAGUAAAUCUUACUGCUUUUUAGAAUGUGCCGAUGUUAGUGAUGCAGUUUCCAUAGUAAAUAAUAUGCAUGGUUUAGCUACCAUUGGACAAAACCAGUCGGUUGUGUACUUAAGUUAUUUUAAAGAACUGCCGGAGGAGGAAAAUUCAUCAUGGGUAAAACAAUUACCCAGUGGACUAAUAGUGAUAAAUGAAUUUGUAACAGAAAUGGAGGAGUGUGAACUGUUAAAUGCUUUAGAAAUUGACAAUGUUUCAAUUGAUGCGGCUUUAAAGCAUCGAAGGGUAAAACAUUUUGGUUAUGAAUUUCUUUAUGACAUAAAUAAUGUUAAUCCACAACAACCACUAGAUAGAAAUAUACCAUCGGAAUGUAAUUUUAUGUGGAAAAGAUUAGAAAAUAUGUGUGAGAAGGAUGGGCUAUCGUUUGAAUGGAAAGAACCGAAUCAAUUAACGGUAAAUUCAUAUGAAGCUGGUCAAGGAAUACCACCACAUGUUGAUACCCAUAGUGCCUUUCUAGAUCCUAUUCUAUCUUUGUCUCUGGAAGGCGAUGUAGUUAUGGAGUUUCGAAAAGGUUUAGAACGUUGUUCUGUCUUCCUGCCUCGUAGAUCAUUGCUGAUUAUGUCAGGAGAAUCAAGGUAUGAUUGGACUCAUGGCAUAACACCCAGAAUAAUGGAUGUUGUUCUGACUACAAAUGGAAAUCUUUCGACUAAGAAGAGGUCAAAAAGGACAUCACUUACAUUUAGAAAACUCCGAAAUGGACAAUGUUCGUGUAAAUACCCAACACUGUGUGAUUCACAACUAAUGAAGAAGUCUUUAGCUACAACCGAUCACAUUGGGAGCGAUAAAGCCGCCCUUUUGGAGGAACUGAAUGUUCAUAACGUAUAUGACACCAUAGCCGAGCACUUUAGUGAAACACGUCAUUCUCAAUGGCCUCGAGUUACGGAGUUUUUGAAAAGCUUCCACCAAUCAUCCAUUCUGCUGGAUGUUGGUUGUGGUAAUGGUAAAUACCUUAAUUCCACUCCAGAUUUGUUAAAAAUUGGAUGUGAUCGCAGUAAUGGUCUUCUUAAACUUUGCAAAUCGCUGCAAUAUAAUAUAUUCCGUUGUGAUUGCCUUCAUGUUCCUGUGCGUUCUAAUUCCGUUGACGGAUGCAUAAGUAUAGCUGUAAUUCACCAUUUAGCUACUGCAGAUCGGCGCUUAAGUGCUAUUAAAGAACUUGUACGUAUAUUGCGUCCUUCCGGCCGCGGUCUAAUUUACGUUUGGGCUAAAAACCAAAUUGCUGACAAUAAAAAAUCGUCGUAUUUACGACAAAAUAAAUCCAUAAAUAAAAAUAAAACAACCGAGGAUGAACUAAGGCAACAGACCCAACGGCAGAUGGAUGAAAAAGCUAAGGAAGCACCGGUAACACUACCAGUUCACUCAAAUCGCACAACUUUCCAACAACAAGAUGUUCUCGUUCCUUGGAAAGUUAAAGCGCCACAAAAUGAACAAAAUGGAGAAAAGCCAACAUUCCUCAGAUACUAUCAUGUCUUUGAAGAGAACGAAUUGGACGUUUUGUUACAUGGAAUUCCAGAGGUUCAAAUUUUAAACAGUUACUACGAUCAGGGUAAUCAUUGUUGUAUAUUUGAAAAAGUUAAACUUACAAUUGAUUAAUGUAUAUUUACAUAUUUACUAGUAAAUAAUAACUAUAAUGUAAGUAUAUUAAUUAAAAAUAAAUUGUAAAAUGAUUUAUGGAUGUUUUUAAAUUAUGUAAUAAUAUAUUUGUAAUUUUAAUUAAACAAA
Messenger RNA from Calliphora vicina (urban bluebottle blowfly), 2036 nucleotides. RefSeq names its product alkylated DNA repair protein alkB homolog 8. Gene Ontology annotation, cellular component: cytoplasm; nucleus. Gene Ontology annotation, molecular function: tRNA (5-carboxymethyluridine(34)-5-O)-methyltransferase activity; tRNA binding; S-adenosylmethionine-dependent methyltransferase activity. NCBI's taxonomy places the organism in Eukaryota, Metazoa, Arthropoda, Insecta, Diptera, Calliphoridae. The record is from RefSeq and is a predicted model, not a curated record. Bases 51 to 1907 code for a protein of 618 amino acids. The transcript has a single exon. Gene Ontology annotation, biological process: tRNA wobble uridine modification; tRNA methylation.